AUGCCUCACUGCAUCCCCAUGCCUCACUGCAUCGCCAUGCCUCACUGCAUCGCCAUGCCUCACUGCAUCGCCAUGCCUCACUGCAUCCCCAUGCCUCACUGCAUCCCCAUGCCUCACUGCAUCGCCAUGCCUCACUGCAUCCCCAUGCCUCACUGCAUCCCCAUGCCUCACUGCAUCCCCAUGCCUCACUGCAUCGCCAUGCCUCACUGCAUCCCCAUGCCUCACUGCAUCGCCAUGCCUCACUGCAUCGCCAUGCCUCACUGCAUCGCCAUGCCUCACUGCAUCGCCAUGCCUCACUGCAUCGCCAUGCCUCACUGCAUCCCCAUGCCUCACUGCAUCCCCAUGCCUCACUGCAUCGCCAUGCCUCACUGCAUCCCCAUGCCUCACUGCAUCGCCAUGCCUCACUGCAUCGCCAUGCCUCACUGCAUCGCCAUGCCUCACUGCAUCGCCAUGCCUCACUGCAUCGCCAUGCCUCACUGCAUCCCCAUGCCUCACUGCAUCCCCAUGCCUCACUGCAUCGCCAUGCCUCACUGCAUCGCCAUGCCUCACUGCAUCGCCAUGCCUCACUGCAUCCCCAUGCCUCACUGCAUCCCCAUGCCUCACUGCAUCGCCAUGCCUCACUGCAUCCCCAUGCCUCACUGCAUCCCCAUGCCUCACUGCAUCCCCAUGCCUCACUGCAUCGCCAUGCCUCACUGCAUCCCCAUGCCUCACUGCAUCGCCAUGCCUCACUGCAUCGCCAUGCCUCACUGCAUCGCCAUGCCUCACUGCAUCGCCAUGCCUCACUGCAUCGCCAUGCCUCACUGCAUCCCCAUGCCUCACUGCAUCCCCAUGCCUCACUGCAUCGCCAUGCCUCACUGCAUCCCCAUGCCUCACUGCAUCCCCAUGCCUCACUGCAUCCCCAUGCCUCACUGCAUCCCCAUGCCUCACUGCAUCCCCAUGCCUCACUGCAUCCCCAUGCCUCACUGCAUCCUCUUCACUUUCCAUCCUUUGACUCCCCAUCCUUCGACUCCCCAUCCCUCCAUUCCCCAUCAUUCCACCUCUACCCACAGCAAUCUGAGGAACAAUCUGUUGACAGGGAAAGUGCUCGAGCCCGUGCCAGCAUCGAUUGAGACGUACAAGCUGGACAACAACUACUUGAGCGAGGGGUUCACGUCCCCCCCACCGUGCACGCAAGGCUACAUCACAUACCGUGCCAACUGUGCGGACAAGCCAGCAGAUGGCCUUGCAUGUGCAGACAGCCCCCAGAAAGCUGACCCCGUCUGCAAUGCCUUCUGCGGCAUCUCUGGCGUCUCCGACCCCCCUGUGCCCGCCUGCAACGGCCAUGGCGUGUGCUUCUUGGACGGCCCCAGCAACACGCCCAAAUGCAUGUGUGACGAUAACUAUGUGGUUGGGGAGUUACCUGGCAGCUGCGUGGCUGUGGCAGGUGGUAGGACGGAGCAGGAUUUGACGCCCACAGGAGCCAUGCUUGCAGCCACUGGCGACGCCUCAGUGAAUGAAGCCACGUUCACUCUCACGCCUUCCCAGUCGUCCAAGGCUGGCAGUGUGUUCCUGGCAGCGCGCGUGCCGCUCUUCUCCUACCAGCUCAUCGGGGAUGCAUGCGGGCGCGAGCUUGCCUUCUCCUCCUCCUUCUCCUUCACUCUCACCCGUGCUGCUGCCUCCGGCUCCGAAGGCUUUGCCUUUGUCGUGACCUUUGAUUCGACCCUGCCCACAACACCGGUGGCGGGCGGCAUGGGGUAUGCGGGGAUGGGAGCGCGCAGCGUGGCAGUGGAGUUUGACACAUCCAAGGAUGCGGGCAACAGCGACCCUGACAGCAACCACGUGGGCAUCAACACCGGUGGUAGUGUCACGUCGGUGGUCACAGCCAAGCCAAGCUUUUCUCUCAAUGACGGCAAGGCCAAGUACGCCUGGAUCGACUACGACCCUUCCUCCAGUGGCUCCCUGCGCGUCUUCCUCUCCUCCCAGGCGUCCCCUCGCCCCACCACCCCCCUCCUGUCGGCACGCAUCUCCCUGUGUGAGGAGCUCGCGCCAACCACAGCGCAGUACACCUUUGCUAUCGGCUUCACUGCUGCCUCCGCCACCCAGCCUCAAAGCCAUGUCGUCUCCGCCUGGCACCUCACCACGCAUUUCCCCGUCCAGCCAAUUACAGAGGCAUCGCUGGGUUUUACCUUCAGCGAGUCAGCGCUCUCUGUGUCGGGGAUGAAUCUCUUUUUCCGCUAUGCCAGCUCAGGCAGUGUUGCUGCUGAGAACGGCAAUGACGUGUAUGGCGUGCGCCCUACAGCUUCAUGGGCCGCCAGGCUUGACUUCUCAUGGCCUGUCAGGACUCAAACCACUUGCGGCGACUGCUGGGCGUACGCAGUGGUGGGCAGCGUCGAGGCGGCAUACGGCAUAAUGUCCAACCUUGCAAUGGCGCCGGUGCUGUCAGUGGAGCAGCUGAAGGCCGCCAUGAAGGUCGGCUGCUCUGGCAGCACGCCCUCUCAGGCCUUCCAGCUGCUGCUCAAGCUGGCGCAAAAAGGAGGCGGGCUUGUGUUGGAGAGCCAGGCGUCGGCCGGGAAUUCCAAGAAAACGGAAAAGAAGACAGGCAGCAGCAAUCCUCUCUGCUCUCCGCUGCUGAAGCCACUGGCGAAGCUGCUCGGUGUGUCGUGCGGGAACGGCACCUCUAACCCACGUCUCCCGACUCCGUUCCCCGUCAAGGGCUUUGAGUCGACGUCCUUCUACGGCUGGUUUGGGCUGCUGCUGGCCGUGCAGCGGCAGCCAGUGGUGGUGCACAUUGAGGCGUCGGCCGACUCGUUCAAGAACUACGAUGGGCUGUCCAAGUACGCAGACCCCGAUUGCUUCACGUACAACCUGAACCACGUGGUGCUGCUGGUGGGGUACCGCCUGGUGGGCAAGGACUCGCGCUUCCCCCACAUGGCGCCGCCCUUCUGGAUCAUCCGCAACUCAUGGGGGCCUGACUGGGGCGAUGGGGGCCACAUGCGCAUGGACAUCCAGGGGGGGGAUGGCGUGUGCGGCAUCAACUCACUGCCAGGCCUCUACCCCGUGGUCAGAGAGGAUGCAUGCAAGGCAGCCCUGCGCAAUCCGUGUGCGGUGGGGCAGUGUGUGAAUGACGGGGCGGGGUCGUACUCGUGUGUGUGUCCACCGGGCUUCAGGCAGGGCACCACCGUCGAGGGCACUUACUCCUGUGCUCCAGGUGACACCAGCAACACCUACACCGUGCUCUCUCCUAACGUCCGCUGCUCUGAUGUCUUCCCGGUCUAUGGCCUCACGCUCGCCGAUUUCCAAACCCAGAACCCAUCGGUGUCGUGUGCAGCACCCAUCCCACCCAACACUGUGCUCAACGUGGCCAGCCCAACCACUCUCAUUCCCUGCUCCAUCUUCUACACCACUCAGAAGGGCGACACCUGUGCGGAUCUAGCGAUGUACUUCAGAGUGCAUUGGUCCUGCGAUUGGGACGCUGCCAGCUGCACGGCCAACUUCCAGGCGCUCAACCCCAGCUUGGACUGCAGCGCCAACGGCGGGGUGCUGCAGCCCGAUCAGACAGUGUGUUUGGAGCGCGAGAAGGAUAACGUCGGGCUCAUCCCGGUGUGCUCGCAGUACUACCUGGUGCAGAGCGCAGAGACGUGCGAGUCCAUCCGCAACGUGCCCUACCCCCCUCUGGCCCCCAAGGAAUUCUUCCGGCUUAACCCCGGCAUGAAGUGUGACCGCAUCAUUCCAAAAACCGACGUUGACGGCUUCACUGGCUUUGAGGCAUGCAUUGCGAGCUCCACGUCGUACAAGCAGGGCACGUGCCCGCGUGCGAAUGCGUAUGUGGUGGGGACAGGCGACAGGUGCACGGCCAUUCAGGUGAAGUACUUCCGGGGCAUCAAGGGCUGCUACAAGCACAUCAACGGAUACGACUGCAUCGACAAGCUCAUCAAAGCAACCCGCGUGUGUCUGCCUGACAAAGUUAAGCUUGCGAAAGGAGUCUGCGACAAUUGA
Molecule: messenger RNA, 3975 nt
Organism: Closterium sp. Yama58-4
Lineage: Eukaryota; Viridiplantae; Streptophyta; Zygnematophyceae; Desmidiales; Closteriaceae
Source: the annotation of a GenBank genome assembly